GUCGCAUGUGCCAAUUGUUGAGUGGCGUGCUGAGUGAGCCCUUGGCUGGUGUACGCAGGUUCGCAUCCAAUUAACUAAGCUGAAACCAGCAUCCGCCGCCGCGUACACCCCCAAGAACCCUCGUACUGUGUUCUGUGCAACCCGCCCAACGAUACACUCCUGCUUGCACGUCGCUCACUAGCAGUCGCUGCCAGUUCGCGCUAUCCUGCCCUGCAGUAUCCGCGUUGUCGCACCCGCUUCCGACCCUCGAGUCCCCCUUAUCCUGCGCGCUCUGAAUUCGAUGCCGCUUGAUCGGUAGUCUCUGGCCUCGCCGUCUCCAAUGGGCAAAUGGAAUUACGGAGUGGUCCUGGACGCGGGCUCUUCGGGCACGCGCGUCCACAUCUACAGGUGGCUGAAGAGCGACAAGGCGCGCAAGAACGACGCCGACCUGCACAAGCUGCCCGAAGUCUCGACUGACAAGAAAUGGACCAAGAAGAUCCACCCAGGCAUCUCGACAUUCGGCACCCACCCGCACGACGUCGGUCCCGAUCACCUCGACAAGCUGUUCAUGCAUGCGCUCAAAUACGUUCCGAAAGAUGAAGUCGCGAAUACGCCCCUCUUCCUCCUCGCGACCGCCGGGAUGCGCAUACUGCCUGAUUUGCAAAGGAAAUCAGUGCUUGACGAGGUGUGCGCCUACGCCAAGAAGUCGACACAGUUUCAGCUGCCGGACUGCGGUCUGCAUGUCCAGGUCAUCCCGGGAGAGACGGAGGGCUUGUACGGCUGGAUAGCCGCAAAUUAUCUGCUGGGAGGCUUUGAUGACCCGGCAGGGCACGACCAUGGGAAGAACCACCACACGUACGGUUUCUUGGACAUGGGAGGAGCGUCGGCGCAGAUUGCCUUUGCCCCCAAUGCGACUGAAGCCGAACGACACGCCAACGAUUUGACGCUGUUACGACUACGGACCUUGGACGGAGCGGCCCUCGAAUACAAGGUGUUUGUGACAACAUGGCUGGGAUUUGGUGUCAACCAGGCUAGGCAGAGAUAUGUCAUGCAACUGCUGGAAUCGAGUACCGACGCGGAAGAGUACCCCGACCCGUGCUUGCCCGCCGACGCUGCAAUAAUGGUCAGCGACGAUGGCAAGGUUAUUGAGUCUGGUUCUAGUAGCAAGGGCUACAAGCUGGUCGGCACAGGCGUCUUCUCAGAAUGCCUGACCAAGUCAUUCCCACUGCUCGAGAAGGAGAAGCAGUGCUUGGACGCCCCCUGCCUCAUCAACGGCCAGCACACCCCAGCUAUCGAUUUCGACGUAAACCAUUUCGUCGGUGUAUCCGAGUACUACCACACGACGCACGAAAUCUUUAAGAUGGCGGCCAAGGACGACGAGGAAUACGACUUCAAGAACUACCAAAAAGCCGUCGACAACUUCUGUAGCAAGAGCUGGAAAGACAUAGAGAAGGGCAUCAAGAACAAGACCUGGGGCAAAGUCGACGAGCAAACCGCACAAGAAGUAUGCUUCAAGUCCUCCUGGCUCAUCAACGUCCUGCACGACGGCAUCGGCGUCCCGCGCGUCGGUCUCGAGGACCUCAACAAGAAUGUUACAAAGGUCAAAGUCGGAGGCAAGCACGGGUCGAAGAAGGGCUUCAUCAACCCCUUCCAGGCCGUCAACAAGAUCAAUGACGUGGAGGUCAGCUGGACACUUGGCAAGAUGGUCCUUUAUGCCGCCAGCGAAGUGCCGCCCAAUGCGACGGACGCUCUAGCUGUAGGCUUCGGCGCAAACGUCCCCGGCAUCCCUUCGGAUUUCCAAGUCCCGGGCGGCUCAUACGUGCCGGUAAGCCAGGCAGAGGCAGAAUGGCACGGCAUCUUCUCAGAAGAUGCCCACCGUAUUCCCGGUUUCAUGAUCUUCACCCUCAUCGUGAUCAUGAUCUGCUACUUCACGUGCUGCAACCGCGAGCGCAAGCAAAGCUUCCGCCAGAAGCUUGGCGAACUCCUCAGCGGAGGCCGCGCGCUGAACCGGCAUUCAGGCCCAGGCUCAAGCGUACAGCGACGUCCGCGGCGCUCGUUUUUCCCUGGAAAACUGUUCAGUCGAGGCAACAACACACAGUCCUAUGAGCGCGUCAUGGAAGACGGCGAAGGCGCGAACGACUUCGAGCUCGGCUCGUUCAUCUCGGACGACGAGGAGCACUCUGAUUCCAGCGAAGGGUCUGCCCGCUUUGGCAGGACGUCGGGCUGGGCGACGCCACAGUUCAAGCCGGACACUGGGACGCCGACGUUCGACUCGCCGUCGCGAGCUGACAUUGUGGCGCAGGGUUCGGGACUGGGACUCGCGCCGCCCGGUGUGUUUGCAAAUGCCAUCGAUCGAGGGGGUUUGAUGAGCCGAACGGAUAGUAGGGAGCGGAUGGCGCGGAGCAGAGCGACGAGUCCGAAGCGCGCAAAGUUUGGGACUACCGAUGCGUAACGAGUGCUUCUUUAUCUGGCGUAUGGGACUUGCAACUUCAGAGGGCAUACCUGACCCUGCUUCUUUGAGCGAUUUUGGGAAGGGUGGUUUACCUGUUAGAGGGUAGGGCGUUGGCUGUGGGCGAUUGGCAUGCGUGAAAAGACCGCUUGUAUAUAUACGUCACGAUCUGCAUACGAUUCAUCCUCCAUCUCUCCGGCUCUUCAUUGGUGUCUUUGAUGAUACACGGCCACGCUCGAACAUGUCUCUCGUGGGAAUAAUCAUCCUGUUCAGUAAAGGCAUGCAUGGCUCUAUAGAGUGAAUGUCGGUACCGCACAUACGGCAGCUCGCUUUUUCCGUCUAUAGCUUGAGACU
Molecule: messenger RNA, 2782 nt
Organism: Paraphaeosphaeria sporulosa
Lineage: Eukaryota; Fungi; Ascomycota; Dothideomycetes; Pleosporales; Didymosphaeriaceae
Exons: 2
Coding region: 320-2431 (703 amino acids)
Biological process (GO): nucleoside diphosphate catabolic process
Cellular component (GO): membrane
Molecular function (GO): nucleoside diphosphate phosphatase activity
Source: RefSeq, a predicted model, not a curated record